AUGGUGGUGCUUCUGACGAAUGACUCGGCUAAAAUUGACUGCUUUCUAGCUGUCUUCAGGAGGAAAGCUGUACCAAAGCGAGAUGACGAUGACAAGACCCCGGCGCCACCACUGCUCCAGGAGAAUGUGUUCAUCGAGGCCAGCAGACCCAAGUACCUGGAGGAUCUUCACACUGAGGCCCUGGAGGGGUUGAAAAUGAUGCAGCACGAGGAAACCAAUUACGGAGUGGAGUACCAGGAUAAUGAAAGCACAAUUUCGACAAUGACGGUCCAAACAGACGGGGAGGGUGGAGGGUUUAUGACAGACAGCACCAUUGCAGACACAUCCUCCAUUGUCUCAGUACAAUCAUCUGUGUCCACAAGAUCAUCCCGCUCUGGACUCACCAGACAAGGAUCAACAUUCAGACCAUUGAAGUCAGAAAAGACGAGAAGGAGACGACACAGGAAGACUGUUGUGGGUAUCCCACAGCAUGUCCAGAGAGAGAUGGGGUUGGACAGAGUGGGCUGGACACUGGCUCAAAAGUUAGAUGAAGAACCGCUUUAUAAUGGUGAGACUGAUGACAGCCCCACCACUGAUGGCCCACAGCAAACCUCAGAGUCACAAAAGGGAGCCAGGGCCGGCCUUCAAGACAAAAAGAUCAUUCAUCCCCUAAACAAGGACCAAAUCAAGCAACUCAAUGCCACCCAUGCUGGACAUAGGGAUGACCUGGCCCUGUUGCACCGCCUGGGUCCUAACUUGUCAGAUGGACAGAGGCCGCGGUCACUGGCUGUUCCAUGGAUGACCACUGCCAACAGCCUCCAGCCGGAGCCACCUAGCCCUGUCAUGUCCAUGUCACCCCAGGCUGCUUACAUGUCCAAAAUCAUUCCCAAUGCUGUGUUACCACCGUCCAUUGAGGUGGUAGAAAUCAGCCGUGGACGGAGUCGCAAUAGCCUCCGCACUGUCAGCAAGAGCAGCCUGCUGCUCUCAAGCCCAGCCCCCUCCCGUGCUUCCUCUAGAGCGUCUUCAUCCAGAACCACUUCCUCCAGAAGCUCAACCAUCACCUCUGCCUCCCGCCAAAACCCCCUCAAUCUGUCCGACAGCUCUUGUUGGAGUAACUCUGACUCCUCAGAGACCUUAGUGUCUGACUCCUCAACCAUCUCCAGCAGCAGCACCCCCCGGCAGAAGUCGCAGGACGGCGAUGCUUCUGCUAAAGAGGGCAAAAUCAUCAAGACUUUCAAAUACAACUAUAAUGGUGUGCUCACUGGUAAAGCAGAAGCAGCCAAGAAAGAGGGACCAUUUGUGCGUAGCUUGUCUGUCAUGAAGUCCAAGAAGGCUCCUACUCCUCCAAGCCGCUCCUAUUCCCUCCACAGUAAGAUGAAGCGGCGAUCACGUGAUCUGGCUGAGGUUAGGGUCAUUCCAGGUGAAUCUUCCCUCCACAGAAUCUCCACUACAGUUGAGGAAAAUGAAAAAAACAACUCAGGACCUUCACCAAUGUCCCCCAGAAUCAUAGACAGCCCUGGCUACAAUGCUGACACUAGUUCUCUGGAUGACUCCACAGGGUCAUUCAGUCCCAUUAGAUCCCAGGCACUAAAGGCAGAGGAAGCUGUUAAGGUUGAUUCUUCACAAGAGAAGCAGGAUCCACCAAAGGAGAAUAAACCUAGCAAAAUAAUCUCACCGUCUAGUGGCUACUCCAGCCAAGAUGCAAUAUCCCCACAGCUUCCUAAACAGCCUCACAGCUCAUCUCCAAAGCACAAGAGAGGCAUCUUGGCAAAGCUUCAAAAGUUGUUUCCUGGGUCCACAUCUGCUGGAUCAGCUCCAUCCCCUCUCACACAGUCAGAGAAUCCUGAAAACACUAAACACAAUAAAAUGGACUCAGUUGACACAGUCGGCGUCAGUGCCUCUGUUAGGACGUUGAGAGAACUCUUUAACAUCCCUCCGCCACCUAAAGUCCACGCACCCCCACCCCCUCCACCAGAGGUAUGGGCUCACAGCAAGCGAAGCUUUGAGUUACUGCUGGGACCCCCGGCACCUGACAACAUUUAUGCCAUCAUAAAGAAGAAUCCAAAAGACAGGAGACAACAGAGGCAGCCCCCCUCUGCAUCUACAGAUGGGUCUGUGAAGAGCUUGGAGGUAGAAAGAAAACACAUGAAUCCAGCUGUAACAGUGGAGUCCAUUAAUGGAUCGAUUGAGAGAAGGAAAGUCCAAGAAAGUUUGAUUUUGAAUGCAGAGAUUCAUAAAGAGAUGAAUGAAAGACUGGCUCAGAAUGUUGAUUUGAAAGGAAACGUCAAGGUGACUGAAAAAGCAAAAGUAAGUGACAUUAUAAAUGUGAUGUUAGUGAAGGCUGUAGAGAAACGUGAAGAAAGAAUGAAAUCAGAAGCAAAUGACAAAUCCACAGAAACAACAGAGGUAAAGACCAACAUGGAUACCUUACCUGCCAUUUCAUUAGCACGCAUUUCUCCAUUCCCCUCACCUGCAGUGUUACACCAUUCACCUCAACCCCACACUAAACAGAGCACAGAAGUUACCUCUGUCACAUCAGUACGAGCUGUUGUAUCCCCAGAGUCGUCCUGGCCCCCUCCACCUCCACCAAUAACACAAGUGGGAGUUUCAGGGCCCGAUGAGCUAGAUUUCCCCCUGCCUCCCCCAUUGUUUGGUGAUGCAGGGUUUGUCAUACCUGUUCAGGUGCCACCAGAGAGGUCCACUCCUGAUGGGGACUCUUCUGCAACUACAUCUGUUGUAACAUUGGUGAUGACAGAGGCAGAAACACAGAAGUCCAGUUCAUCCGAAGGGAUUGCCCCUCCACCACUGAAUAUCCCUCCUCCACCACCCUACACAGCUCCCCCUCCGCCAAUUAAAUCAGUCUCUCCUACUACAAUCAAAAAGGCCUGUCUGCCACCAAGAGAGAUCUUUCUCCCACCACCUAAAGAAUUCUCUCCUCUACCACAAAUUAAAGAAGUCUCUCCUCCACCACCUAAGGAAGUCUCUCCCCCACCACCACCCAAGGAAGUCUCUCCUCCACCACCUAAGGAAGUAUCUCCGCCACCUCCCAAGGAAGUCUCUCCGCCACCAACCAAGGAAGUCUCUCCGCCACCACCUAAAGAAGUCUCUCUGCCACCACCUAAAGAAUCCUCUUCGCCACCACCUAAGGAAUCCUCUCCGCCACCCUCUAAGGAAGUCUCUCCUCCAGCCCCUAAGGAAGUCUCCCCCCCACCACCCAAGGAUGUCUCUCCACCACCACCUAAGGAAGUCUCUCCUUCAGCACCUGAAGAGGUUUCUCCACCCAAACAGUCACCUCCUCUUCUAGUUAAACAUGUCCCCCCUCCACUGGUUAUCAAGGUUCCCCCUUCGACAGAGAUACUCACUCCAUCUACUGAAAAGGUUGUUCUUUUGUCUUCGCAAGAAAGUGUCUCUCAAUCAUCUGUAGAAGAAACACUUGUUUGCAAGCUCAACCCACCACAAAGUAUUCCACCUCCACCACCCCUACAAUUAAAGCCCCAUUUGUCAGAUAUUGAUCUCCCACAAGAAGACAUCCUACCUGAAAUUAAAACUAAUCAAGCUUCAUUGAGCAGUACUCUCGCUCCCCCAGAGAGUAUCCCACCGCUGCCUCCCAUAGAGCAACCUCAGGCUUUAGCUGGUCCAACAACCCAUGAGGUCCCACCAUCUGAAGUCUCAAUCCCACAAAGUCUUGAAACCUCUCCUUCACCAGAAAAGCCCCAAGAACAAGCUCCUUCUCCAUCUGUAAACAUUCCUUUACCUCCACCUUUACCUGUUCAGGGUCUUACCACCAUUAAGCUUCAGUCUAGUACUGUAAGCACAGAAACCCCAAGCCAAGAGCUGACCCCUUCCAAUGUUGUACAGGAGGAAUCCACUCUCCUUGUAACCCCCUCCCUCCUACAGAUGGUCAAACUGCGGUCGGUCAACAGCAGUCCCGAGCCCCCUAAAGCUCAAGAGGAUCCAAAGGCUGAGGUCACAAUGAGAAAACAGCAGCCCAGUGAUCAAGUUCCAACCUCAUCUGUCAAUGGAGAAGCUCCUCAAAAACCCAUCAGAAGGUCUCUCAUAGUGACCUCUCCUACAUCCACUUCUCCGCCUGUCAAUGUCACUUCAGAACCAGCUUUACCCAAGCUUCAGCCUCUUGUGGCUCCACCUGCAUCUUCAUCCCCAGUACCCUCCCCUACGAAAAAGUCUCCUCCUGCCACGACUGCCUCUCCUUCCAUGAAACUACAGGAGGCCAUCCGGCUGAGGACAGCAGCCAGAUCAAAAGAGAGCCCUGCAUCUCGCCUCAGCCUGCAACCACCUACAUCACCAAUAGACCUGCAAAGGUCCCCUAAGUCCCCCACAAGCACAGCAAGUUUUAUCUUCUCCAAGAGCAAUAAGAAGGUGGUGAUUGAGACCAAACCAGUGCCAGAGGCCAAGGCAAAAGUUCAGAAUAAGCUGGAGGUUUCCUCUGUAACAAAGGUGGUGAGUGAACCAGAGUCUUUGAAGACGACGAGCAAGGUGCCACCACCUGUUGCAAAGAAACCCAAAUCGAAGACCAAAGAGAAUGAGACCAGUGAAGGGAUGGAGCAAACUGCGGGACAGGAAGCACAGCGAGAGAGUAUCCAUGAUGGUGCAGAGAAGACAAAUGGGACAGCAGGCGCAGCUGAAGCAGGAGAAACACCAUCGACAUGAUUGUAAAGACUGAAGGAGACCGGGAAGUACUUACUUAUAAUAACACCCAAUUCACUGCAAGUUGAUCUUUGUGAGUGAGAGACAUGAGACUGGAUGUGGACAGAUGCUUAUUUCAAAAACUGGAUUUCGAAACAUGCUGGAUUUUAUAGAAAAUCAUUUGAAUGUCUUGUUAAUGGUGUGGGUCUUAAAGUACACAGUUUGCAUUUUACUAAGAAUCAUUUAUUUUCUUUUGUUAUAGGGGGCAUUCUGAGUUUUACUGUUGCAAGAAAUGGGAAUAUACUGCCCUCUAGUGCCAAACAAUGAUUGUACUACUUAUGUCCUGCUGAAUCAGAGCUUGUGGUUAGUACUUGCAACGAUGGGACUUUUGGGCACUCAUCUGUAAAUAUAGCAACGUGUUGUACAUGUAAAUUAUCCAGUACUGGUGGAUCAGUGCUAUACAGUUCUUUUCUGUAUUUCCCUCCAAAGACUUCCCACACCAAUUAUAUUUGUUAAAAAGAAAAAUAUUAAUUAUCUUAAGUUAUUUUUCCUGUAAUGUUCAGUUCACGUUCAGAUGAGGGUCUCUACAGAACGUCUUCUUUGCAAUGUUGUGUUCAACCCUUAUAUCAUCAUAUAAAUCAGUUUGUUUGUGUUGAUCUUAAUCCUAUACAAAUUAGUUUUCUCAAAAUAAAUCCCACUUAAUUUUUUUAUGAUUCAAAGCUAUCGAUGCGCAUGACCACUGCUAUCACAAAAAGAAAGAGCCGGACAUGGCAAGUUAUACUGGAAUCGCUUUGUAUUUGGAGCAUGUUUUCUGCUGCUUUUAGUUACUGAUAAUGGAGGCUUUGCCUUUCUUACAGUUAUUAUUGCUCUAACAGUGGGAUAUUUCUGUGUUGGACUAUAAUAUAUUUCAAAGUGUUUUCAGACAUCGUAAUGUCAAAAAUGAUCAUUUAUUAUGAAAAGAAUAAAGAUUUAU
Paralichthys olivaceus (Japanese flounder) is the source of this 5596-nucleotide messenger RNA. Lineage: Eukaryota; Metazoa; Chordata; Actinopteri; Pleuronectiformes; Paralichthyidae. The record is from RefSeq and is a predicted model, not a curated record.